Molecule: messenger RNA, 1239 nt
Organism: Ixodes scapularis (black-legged tick)
Lineage: Eukaryota; Metazoa; Arthropoda; Arachnida; Ixodida; Ixodidae
Gene: EMC4
Product: ER membrane protein complex subunit 4
Exons: 5
Coding region: 13-540 (175 amino acids)
Biological process (GO): protein folding in endoplasmic reticulum
Cellular component (GO): EMC complex
Source: RefSeq, a predicted model, not a curated record
GCAUGGUUCAAGAUGGCUGCUAGUUUAGGUAAUAAAACUCAGGUGAAGCGGCAUAAAUGGUCUUUCGCCUGUUCUCAGAGGCGAACUGACAGGAUUACAGAGCUGGCUUCUCCACCUGGGUACAGCUCAUCAUUAGGACAGGGCCAUGCUGAAGCCAGCAGAGAGACAGAGGCAAACCUCAUUGUUAAGAAAUCCUGGGAUGUGGCUUUGGCCCCCUGGAAGCAGGUUCCAAUGAACUUGUUUAUCAUGUACAUGGCAGGGAAUUCUAUUUCCAUCUUUCCCAUCAUGAUGGUUGGGAUGCUGUUUCUGAGACCUGUCAAGGCACUGCUUACCAUCCAGUCAACUUUCAAAAUGAUUGAGGGAGGCCAAGCGAUUCUUCAAAAAAUAGUGUACCUUUUUGGCAACCUGGCAUGCUUGGCUUUGGCUCUGUACAAAUGUUCUUCAAUGGGUCUUCUGCCAACACAUGCAUCUGAUUGGUUAGACUUUGUAGAGCCUCUUCAGAGGAUUGAACACUCUGGUGGAGGUAUCAUUCUCUCCUGAGCCAUGACAGUCAUCAAGAACUGGUCUAAGUCGUGAAAAAAAAAAGAAAAAAAGAUGAAGGGCCCUGAUGCUGGGACCUGAUGUCAGUUUUUUUAUAUAAUUAUUUUCCUGUGUUUUGGCUAACUUUGGUCAUGUUUGUGUAGAUACAUCAGCAGUUCUGCCUCCAUUUCUCUUUUGUGCAUUGUAGUGUUCUGAACCUGUACCAUCGACAAUUUGGUAAAGUGUUACAUUGCUUGGGGGUGCCUUUAGGGUUAGCCUGCAUUUUCAAGUGGGCUAGAGGGCCAUGGAAUAAACAUUCACUGUGUAGCCCUUUCCACGUUCUGCUUAUGCCUCCAUUGCAUACAUUGUUUUUUUUUUCUGUGAACAUGAUCAUUGUUUCUUUUACUUGUUAUAACAUAGUGUAGCUUGCUUCAUGGUUUGGUAUUGAUCCACAGAAAACACAGCUGAUAGCAAUGUUGGUAUUUCUACCUUUAUACACGUCUAGCUGAUGCUUAGAGCACAGAACUGAUGCUGCACGCAAGCACAUGAGUUGACACACUCUAAGGUCUAUCCUGCUAUGCUUCGGUAGGUUGUGAAAAUGAAUGUCAAAGCAGGCGGUGAAGUGCUGGUUAGAUUGUUAAUUCAAUGUUUGUGUUGUUCAUUUUGUAUAGUUGUCAUGUUUAAGGAGGCAUUAAAGCUUUUUUUUUUUUUUUUUUUACA